AUGUGGCAAACUGUUGUGUUGCUAUUGGUGGUGCUGGUGGCGGUGGUGCAAGCGCGUUCCGGCGUUGAGCUGCCGCGCAUAGAAUUGCAGCGAGUGAGGAAUGUGAGAACACAGGAGUCGAUCAAUGCGGAGUGCAGACAUUUGAGUGCCAAAUAUAAUGUGAUGGCUGCCAGCAGCAAUCAAACCACUGAGCCACUGACCAACGAUAUUAAUAUGGAGUACUAUGGCUCGAUAGCCAUUGGCACACCACCGCAAUAUUUUCAGGUUAUGUUCGACACAGGCAGCUCCAAUCUGUGGGUGCCCUCGUCGAAUUGCUUCUCCGCCGCCUGUUUGCUGCACAAUGUUUACAACUCGGCGGACUCGACAACUUAUGCAAAUGUUGGCACUGAUAUUUCAUUGAGCUAUGGCAAGGGCGGCAUCGACGGCGUGCUGGCCUCGGAUGUGCUCAACAUCAGCGGCCUGAUCAUACCCACGCAGGUGUUUGCCGUGGCCACAAGCGAGCUGGACAGCACUUUCGAUGAUGCCGGCUUCGAUGGCAUUCUGGGCAUGGGCUACCAGGCACUGGCGCAGGAUAAUGUAGUGCCGCCUUUUUAUAAUCUCGUCUCGCUGGGCUUGAUACCACAGCCUGUGUUUUCAUUCUAUCUAAUGCGCAAUGAGGAGACUACACAGGGCGGCUACUUGGUGCUGGGUGGCUCCGACUCGAGCUUGUAUGCCGGACCGCUCACCUAUGUGCCUGUCACCAAGCAGGACUAUUGGCAAUUUCAGCUGGACGCUGCCUCACUUGGUGGCCAAGUGCUCUGCAGCAAUUGUCAAGCUGUUGCCGACACGGGCACUUCGCUCAUUGCCGCGCCCCUUGAUGCCUAUGAAACUAUUUUGGCUACAAUUGCACCAAAUGGAAACUUGGAUUGCAGCACCAUCAACAGCUUGCCCAUUCUGAAGUUAACCAUUGGCGGUGGCUACUUCAAUCUUGCGCCACAGAACUAUGUCCUGGAAACUGAUGGUAUCUGCUUGCUCGGCAUUGUUAGCAUUAGCACGGACUUUUGGAUCUUGGGCGAUGUUUUCUUGGGACAAUAUUACUCUGAAUUUGAUUUGGGCAACAAUCGUGUGGGCUUUGCGCCCAUUUCAGGCGGACACUGUCCCAACUCAGCGUCAAGAGCGAGCUUCUUCUUAUUCUAGUAGCCUUUAAAUAUUAAUUUUU
Molecule: messenger RNA, 1198 nt
Organism: Drosophila busckii
Lineage: Eukaryota; Metazoa; Arthropoda; Insecta; Diptera; Drosophilidae
Product: lysosomal aspartic protease
Exons: 1
Coding region: 1-1176 (391 amino acids)
Biological process (GO): cell death; proteolysis
Cellular component (GO): lysosome
Molecular function (GO): aspartic-type endopeptidase activity
Source: RefSeq, a predicted model, not a curated record